Molecule: messenger RNA, 2517 nt
Organism: Octodon degus (degu)
Lineage: Eukaryota; Metazoa; Chordata; Mammalia; Rodentia; Octodontidae
Product: vomeronasal type-2 receptor 116-like
Biological process (GO): G protein-coupled receptor signaling pathway
Cellular component (GO): membrane
Molecular function (GO): G protein-coupled receptor activity
Source: RefSeq, a predicted model, not a curated record
AUGAGUGUCACUGCCUGUGACUGGUACACAGAGAACAGAUAUGCAGCUCCUACUGUGUUCUCCUUAAGGCUACACCCUGUUCAGGAGCAGCGACAUCAGAGCAAGGAAUCCAUUUUCCUUCUGCAGAUGGGGCUCUCACCCAACAACUACCAGAACUACCUGGCCUUUGUUUUUGCCAUAGAAGAGAUUAACAGGAAUCCUCAUCUUUUACCCAACAUUUCUCUGGGCUAUGAGUUCCAUAAUUUCAUUUACAGUCAUUGGAGGAUACUAGAAAAUUCCUUCAUUUUGCUCACAGGACAACACAAGAUCUCUAAUUACAUGUGUGGGACAGAGAGCAAGUGUGCAGCAGUCCUGACAGAAAUGUCAUGGGGAACCUCAGCUCAGAUUGGACCACUGCUGGAGCUCUACAGAUUUCCACAGGUUACCUUUGGCUCAUUUGAUCCUGCACUGACUGAGAGGGGCCAGCACCCUUCUAUCCAUCAGGUGGCCCCAAAGGACACUCAUCUGGCCCUCGCCAUGGUUCUGAUGAUUCAUUUCCACUGGACGUGGGUGGGACUGCUCAUCACAGAAGGCCUUAAAGGUCUUCAGUUUCUCUCAGAUAUAAAAGCUGAGAUGGACAGAAACAGAGUAUGUAUAGCUUUUGUGAAAAUGUUGUCAACUGCAACUGUGUCAUAUAUGUCAGCCAUUAAGAAACACGAUAUCCUGACUGGAGAUACAAUGUCUGCCAAUGUGGUGGUCAUUUACUAUGAUGCUGGUAGUCCAAAUGAUGUAAACUACAAUAAGGCACAAAACUUAGUGACAUGGAAAGUCUGGGUGACAAACUCACAAUGGCAUGCUGACCUAACUGGGAGAAAUUUCAUACUAGAUCCAUUCCAUGGGAUUCUUAUUUUUUCACACCACCAUAAAGAGAUUUCAGGUUUCAAAACUUUUGUCCAGGAAGCUACCCCUUUCAAGUACCUGGAGGACACUUACCUCAUUAUGUACUGGUCCAAGAAUUUUGAUUGCUCAUUCUCUGAGUCUGACUGUGCUUUGAAGAACUGUACAACUAAUGCCUCUGUGGCUUGGUUGCCUCCAAAUCAUUUUGACACAGCUAUGAGUGAUCAGAGCUACAAUGUAUACAACGCUGUGCAUGCAGUGGCCCAGGCUCAUGAGAUGCUUUUUAAAGAAGUGCAAAGGCUUCUAAUAAGAAGUACAGAAUGGAUGAUGUUUUCCCCCUGGCAGCUGCAUCCCUUUCUGAAGAACGUCCAAUUUAACAAUCCUGCUGGGGACAAGGUGAACUUAGAUGACAAAAAGAAACUGGAUUCAGAGCAUCAUAUUCUUAAUUUUUGGAAUUUUCCAGAAGGCCUUAGAUUUAUGGCUAAACUAGGCACAUUUUCUUCAUAUGCCCCACAUGGCCAAAAAAUGACUUUAUCUGAAGAUAUCAUAGAAUGGGCCUCAGGAGUUACAGAGACUCCUCGCUCAGUCUGCAGUGAACGUUGCAAUCCAGGAUUUAGAAAAAGCCCUCAGGAGGGAAAGCCUGCCUGCUGUUUUGAUUGCAUCCUUUGCCCAGAGAAUGAGAUCACCAAUGACACAGAUGUGGAACAAUGUGUGAAGUGUCCAGAUCAUCAAUAUGCCAUCACUCAGAGAAAUUACUGCCUAGGAAAAGCUGUUAUUUUUCUGGCUUAUAAAGACCCCGUGGGAAAGAUCCUGGCAGGCACUGCCCUGAGUCCCUCUGUUCUAUCAGCUGCUGUUCUUGGGCUCUUUGUGAAGCACAGAGACACUCCCAUCGUCAAGGCCAACAACAGGGCUAUCAGCUACACCCUGCUCAUCUCCCUCACCUGCUGUUUCCUCUGCUCCUUGCUCUUCAUUGGCCAUCCCAACACAGCCUCCUGCAUCCUGCAGCAGACCACAUUUGCAGUUGUGUUCACUGUGGCUGUUUCCACUGUCUUGGCCAAAACCAUUACUGUGGUGCUGGCCUUUAAGGCCACUGUUGUAAGUGGGAGGAUGAGGCAGUUGCUGGUGUCAGGGGCACCAAACUCCAUCAUCCCCAUCUGCUCCCUGAUCCAACUCACUCUCUGUGGAGUCUGGAUGGGGACAAAUCCACCCUACAUUGACACAGACCCACACUCUGAACAUGGCCAUAUCAUCAUCUUGUGCAACAAGGGUUCCCUCACUGCCUUCUACUGUGUCCUGGGAUACCUGGGCUCCUUGGCCAUGGUGAGUUUCACUGUGGCUUUCCUGGCCAGGAACCUGCCUGACACCUUCAAUGAAGCCAAGUUCCUGACGUUCAGCAUGCUGGUGUUCUGCAGCGUGUGGGUCACCUUCCUGCCCGUGUACCACAGCAGCAAGGGGAAGGCCAUGGUGGCCAUGGAGGUCUUCUCCAUCUUGGCCUCCAUUGCAGGGCUGCUCGGCUGCAUCUUUGUCCCCAAGUGCUACAUUAUUUUGCUAAGGCCAGAGAGGAAUUCACUUUCUGACCUCAAGGAUAAAACACAUUCUGGAAGAAAAAAAAGGUGUAAAGAUCUUUCAGGAGAGUACUGA